Messenger RNA from Callorhinchus milii (elephant shark), 631 nucleotides. RefSeq names its product eukaryotic translation initiation factor 3, subunit K (gene eif3k). Gene Ontology annotation, cellular component: eukaryotic translation initiation factor 3 complex; cytoplasm. Gene Ontology annotation, biological process: regulation of translational initiation. Lineage: Eukaryota; Metazoa; Chordata; Chondrichthyes; Chimaeriformes; Callorhinchidae. Gene Ontology annotation, molecular function: ribosome binding; translation initiation factor activity. The record is from RefSeq and is a predicted model, not a curated record.
AGAGAACGCGUACGACCUGGAGGCCAACCUCGCUGUCCUGAAGCUGUAUCAGUUCAAUCCCGCCUUCUUCCAGACCUCAGUGACGGCUCAGAUCCUACUGAAAGCCUUGACCAACCUCCCGCACACAGACUUCACGUUGUGUAAAUGUAUGAUCGAGCAGACCCACCAGGAGGAACGACCAAUACAACAGAUCCUGACGCUGGGGGACCUGCUCGAGACCUGCCACUUCCAGGAGUUCUGGCGAAAUCUGGAGGAUAACGCUGAGCUGAUCGACGGGAUCGCGGGCUUCGAAGAUUCAGUCCGGAAAUUUAUCUGUCACGUAGUUGGGAUCACGUACCAGUCGAUUGAGAAGUGGUUAUUAGCGGAAAUGCUGGGAGAUUUAUCAGACUCACAGCUGAACGUGUGGAUGAGUAAGUACGGAUGGUCCGAGGAGGAGCCGAACAGGAUCUUCAUCUGCAACCAGGAGGAGAGUAUCAAACCUAAGAACAUUGUGGAGAAGAUCGACUUCGAGAGUGUUGCUAGUAUUAUGGCGUCUUCUCAGUGAGCAGCCCAGCCCCUCCCUUCGCUUUUUAUCAGAGACUCAGAUGUUCCGCCUGCAAAGUUUUGCUUCCCAAUAAAAUGGUUCAGGUUA